GUUAGCAAAACCCACAUUAUCUUUCUCACGCACGUGUUGUAACUGCUGGUAGUUAGCUACACGUACCGUGCGGACUGAGUAUGGGACGCAGAACGUGCUCCGAAUGAUGCUGGAGAUCGAGAGUAGGCCUAUUUGAAUUUAAAAUUAUACUGUGGUUUGAAUAAAAUGGGAGAAUUUCGGGUCCAUCAUGUCAAGUUUUGUGACUAUGUCCCCAGUGCCAUUCAGUGCAUUGCCUGUGACAGAGAUAGUGGGAAACCAUGUGAUAGACUGGCUGUCGGAAGGGAGGAUGGAUCAGUAGAGAUUUGGAGCAUCAAAGACAAAAAUUGGUACCAGGAAAAAGUUGUACCUGGUUCUGAGAAACGGCGGGUGGAUUCCUUAGCCUGGGUCAGUGGUAGACUGUUCUCAUGUGGCUUGCAAGGAGACAUCACAGAGUACAAUCUGAAGACGUGUGCUCCACAGAAGACAGUGAUGUAUGGCAGCGCCUUUUGGUGUAUGAAGCCAAAUCACAGUGGGACUCAUUUAGCGACUGGUGCCGAGGAUGGUUGUGUGAGGCUGUUUGAGAUAGACGAGGAAGGUGUGACCUUUGACCGCUCCCUGGACCCGGAGGAAUGUCGCGUGGUCACAUUAGCGUGGCACAGGUCAGACGAGGUCAUCGUCACUGGGUCUAUCAACACCAUUAGGAUAUGGAAUGUUUCAACAGGUCAUGCCAUCCAGAGAAUCAGCAUGCCCAAGGUGUCGUUGCGCAACAUGCUCACACCGCCUGACACCAUUGUGUGGCAUGUAGCCAUCACUAGCAACUACACCAUCAUCAGUGGCGACUCGACGGGGAAAACACAGUUCUGGAAUGGACGGACAGGCACAUUAAUCAAGAGUUUUUUAAGCCACAAAGCUGAUGUCCUGACCCUGUGCGUAAGUGACGAUGAACGAUCGGUUUGCUCAGCGGGAGUGGACCCCACCAUUGCGCAGUUUCACCUGGUGGAUAAAGAUGGCAGCUCAGACACCCUGACGUGGGUUCGGUCUCGUAACCUGAGCGAUCGGGCUCACAGUUUGUGCCACACCCACGAUAUCAAGGCUUUAGUCUUUGCUUGGGACCAGGUGGUGUCUGGUGGUACUGACACUAAUCUACUGGUGAGUCCUGCCGAGAUUGAAAUCACUCAGAAAUCACUGAAACAGCAGACGACGCAGAUCAGAAGACUGAUCCCUGCUCUCCCUCAAAGAUCUCGUGUGAGCUGUGCCCCCGAUGCUGAGUUCCUGCUCUUCCAGUUUCCAGCUCACUUAGAGGUGUGGAAACUUGGGUCAACACUGGCAACUGAAGGCUCUGAUGGAGAAACACUUCCACUGUCCACCCAGCAGGUUAAGCUGUUAGAGCUGAAGGCUAAAAAUGGGGAACACAUUGCCUGCAGUGCUAUCAGCAGCUGUGGCAGAUGGCUGGCCUACUCAGAUGUGGAGCGCGUGCGCAUGUUUCACCUCAACCACUCCCCGCUGUCGUUAUCAAAGGUUCCUGCUUUACCAUCCAGCUUACAUCCAGCUCAUCUAAUGGCAUUCACCAAAACCUCUGAGAAGCUAGUUCUGGCAUCCCAUCAAGGCUUAAUUCAGGUGAUACAGGUGGACAGCAUUCAGCCCACAGUGCAGCACUCAUUCCCUCCAAUGGAAGACUCCAUCAACCAGCUGUCUGUCACCGACAAUGGAAAAUUCAUCGCUGCCGCUGAUAACAAAGGCAACAUCUUUGUCUAUAACUUGGACAGCAGAAAGCUUCAGUGCCGUCUGCCCGGUUACAAGCACCAGCCGUGUGCCUUAGCCAUCAAUCCACACACACAGCAUCUGACGAUUGUCUACACAGAUCGCACUAUUGCAGAAUUUGACUUUAUCCGCAAGGGCUUCAGUGCGUGGACCAAGAGGCUUCACAAAGUGGGCCACCACGAAGCCUGGCUGAGCCGACGAGAGACCAUCACAGCCGUCACUUUUGACCCCAUGGGCCCAGAUCGCAUGCUGUUGCAGGACUCGCAGGCAUUUUAUGUCAUUGAUAAGAAGAAGCCACUUCCUUCACGUUAUGAGAAGCUGUUCAACCGUGGCCUGGGCAGUCCCCCACAAGGAGAAAGUAAACAGCAUGGCUUCAGUAUCUGCCAGCGUUACAAGCCACUACUGUAUGCAGGAUACUUUGGUAAGCCAGGCUGGUUGGUGGUUGUAGAGCGCCCUCUGGAAGACAUCUAUGAGAGUUUACCAUCAACACUUCCAGAGAAGAAAUUUGGAACAUAGCAUGAUGGCAGUCCAGCCCUUACUCACACACACACACCCACCCACCCACACUAUGGACGUGUGUAAGUCCACAGAACAUCUUCCUUUCCUGCAUCGUGUGGACAUCUUUUGUUCACAAGUCCACACUAGGUACAUUGUAUGUAAGGUUAGCGCACCCACUUACGUACAUGCGUGUCUGCAAGCUUGCCUGUCAUGGCACCAUCUCAAACAAUCUUGCUGAUACCUCCACUUGUUACCUCCAUUCCCAGCUGCUUAUGCAAGUUCACUUUACCUGAAACGGUGGAUGGAUUGAGCAUUGGCUUGGCUAACUCAUAAAUUGUCACAUUUUUAAAGGGGGGGGCAGGUUCACCCCUCACAAAGCAAGUGUGGAACCCUACCGUCUUGUUUCUGUCUGGAUUUCUGCACAUGAUUUGGAUCAUGAUAACUUCCAUACAAAGCAGCGGAGGUCAUUUUUACAUCAGCCGCUGCUUGCACUUGUGCAUGGGUGUACAAUGCAUCUUUUUCUGUAUCUGGAAGUUGCACCGGAUGCCGACAUUUUUGUUUGUGAUGACAAAAUUAAUCAUUACCUGAAAGGGCCCAUGUAACGUCAUUUAUUGUCGGUGUUUUCCUUGGAAGUGCACCUUUGUUUCCCAUUUAACCUUAUUUUCAAUAUUUGCCUGUUCAAAGGGCAUGUUGAUGUCUUUUGUGCUAAUGCAGUUUCACGUUUCAGACUGAAACUUCACUGUUACUGCCAUUUCGGAACCAAAGGUUGCCAGGACUUGCAUUAUUAUGUUCAUUACAAUGUUCUUGUCUGUGGCGAUUCCUUAUUUUGAUGUAUUACAAUUAAUGUGAGCAAAGUUUACAACUUCAACGGCAACAGGAUGUUUUGAAAUUGCACUUUGCAGUUACCUGAACCACAAAGGAAAGCUGAGUCAUUUUGACCUGAUUAAGAGCAUGAUGUUGCUCCAAAUAUAUUCUUAAUAAAUUCCUGUCACGGACCCUUUGAAUAUUUUGUCACAGAGUUAUAGCCUCAAUUUGUUUUGCGAUAAAAGUACAUCCUCUACUUCCAGCUUUUGUGCCUUAGGCUAACAACUUCAAUGGUAUUCUGCACACUACUGAUUGAUUUACUUACUGGUGUGUAUUUCGUUUUUGAAAGAAAAAAAAAACAGGUUUCAUGGACAUGGUUUCAUUUACGUCUGAAAUAAAAAGAAUGAAACAAGCAUCAUGCAAAA
This is a messenger RNA of Acanthaster planci (crown-of-thorns starfish), 3467 nucleotides long. RefSeq names its product U3 small nucleolar RNA-associated protein 4 homolog. Gene Ontology annotation, biological process: maturation of SSU-rRNA from tricistronic rRNA transcript (SSU-rRNA, 5.8S rRNA, LSU-rRNA). The record is from RefSeq and is a predicted model, not a curated record. Gene Ontology annotation, cellular component: 90S preribosome; t-UTP complex; small-subunit processome. Lineage: Eukaryota; Metazoa; Echinodermata; Asteroidea; Valvatida; Acanthasteridae. Gene Ontology annotation, molecular function: protein binding; RNA binding.